Messenger RNA from Passer domesticus (house sparrow), 3370 nucleotides. It is a transcript of the gene ANO10, whose product is annotated as anoctamin 10. The transcript has 13 exons. Lineage: Eukaryota; Metazoa; Chordata; Aves; Passeriformes; Passeridae. Bases 527 to 2554 code for a protein of 675 amino acids. The record is from RefSeq and is a predicted model, not a curated record.
GGGUUGGACUCUAUCUUGAAGGCCUUUUCCAGCCUAAAUGGGUCUGUGAGUCUACAGAGGCCUGCUUAGAUCAUCUGGAGUAUUUACACAUAAGGUUGUCCUGUCAGUGCUUUAUGGCUGGACUUUGUCACAGAACACUUGGUAUAUAGGUUCCAAAAAGUCAUUUAAGUGCUUUGAGUGUAAUUUGCCUGCCAGUAUGAUAGGUGUCUUACUCACCUGCCCAAGAGGGUUGUAAAUUUCCUCGCUAUGGUUAAAGCUUCACAAGAUUAACUGUGAAGGCUCUUCCUUAUAAUGUGUUUGCAUACUCAUACCACGAGAAGCUUAUUGAUUUUUAAAUACCUGUUUGACUAAGUUUCUGUUAAUGUUUUCAUUCGCUGACAAAUACACUGUCAGAAGUUGCAGGCUGUUGUUUUUGAGGAUAGUUUCACCUUAUUGAUUUGGUUUAAUUUAUUUACUUGCUUUCCUCUCAGUACUGCUUUGCUAUACAUAGCAACAGCAGUUUUCCAACAGAGAGAGUAGAACUUAAAUGACAUGGGAGAUCAGUAGCAUCUUGACAACUGCAGAGGUUACUCAACCUGGUAGUACAAGCCCUCACGAGAUGGCGGGAAAAGCGAAAGAGGUGGUGGAAAGCUGGUCUUUCUUGGAUACUGCUGAGUCUAACUUCAGGCCCCUGGUAGUAAUUGAACUUGCAAAAGGCACCAAAGAAGAAACCAUAGAAUGGUUCACUAAACGAAUUGUGGACAAAAAGGCAAAUGGAGGUGCACAACUACUGAUUAAACCACUGGUUACGGAAAAUGGAGUUGAAAAUAUUUAUCUAGUCGGAGCUUCCCACUUAAGGCUGUUGCUGGGAGCUGAAACUGUAGGUUUGGUGAAGGAAUGCAAUGAUAACUCAAUGAGAACUUUUACAUACAGCAGUAGAAAAACUUUCAAACAUUUUGCAGAUGACAAUCACAAUUUCCUUACAAUGGCAGAAUGUCAGUACAUCAUCAAACAUGAACUUGAAAAUUUGAGAGCCAAAGAUGAAAAAAUGAUCCCUGGAUAUCCUCAGGCAAAGCUGUACCCAGGAAAAUCAAUUGUGAGAAGAUUAUUGACCAGUGGUAUUCUUGUUCAAAUUUUCCCUCUGCAUGACAGAGAAGAGUUGAAAAAGCUUUGUCACAGCUGGUAUGGGCGAGUGAAAAUUGGUUAUCAACCUUUAGAUGACAUACGCUGCUACUUUGGCGAAACCAUUGCUCUCUACUUUGGCUUCUUAGAAUACUUUACAUUUGCUUUGGUUCCAAUGGCUGUCAUUGGGAUUCCUUAUUACGUGUUUGCAUGGGAAGACUACGACAAAUACGUGAUGUUUGCCACAUUCAAUCUGCUGUGGUCCACUGUGAUUCUGGAGGUCUGGAAGCGGCUCUGCGCCGUCCUGACGUACCGCUGGGGCACGCUGCUGAUGAAACGACAGUUUGAAGAGCCAAGACCAGGCUUCCACGGCGUGCUGGGGAUCAAUCCUGUCACUGGGAGGGAGGAGCCAGUGUACUCAAGUAUUAAGAGACAGUUACGGAUUUACCUGGUGUCCUUACCAUUUGUGUGCCUUUGCCUCUACUUCUCACUGUACGUGAUGAUGAUUUACUUUGACUUGGAGCAGUGGGCUCUGGAUUAUCACAAAGAGAACGAGUCUAACUUCAGCAGCUUGAUGCUGUACGUGCCCAGUAUCAUCUAUGCCGUUGUGAUUGAAGUUAUGAACCGCAUCUAUCGGUAUGCUGCUGAAUUCUUAACAUCAUGGGAAAAUCACAGGCUGGAAUCUUCAUAUCAGAAUCAUUUAAUUCUGAAGGUUUUAGUGUUCAACUUCUUAAAUUGUUUUGCAUCUCUCUUCUACAUUGCCUUUGUGCUGUUUGAUAUGAAGCUUUUGAGGCAGAGCUUGGCCACUUUGCUGAUAACUUCGCAGAUCCUCAACCAAUUUGCAGAAUCCUUGCUUCCUUACUGGCUCCAGAAGAGAUACAACAGGAGGAUGAAGAAACACACGUCCUCCAAGGGAGCUGAUAUGGACCUGUCAUUAGCUGAACAGGUCAACAUGGAGAAAGAAAUGGGAACCUAUUUGGGUACUUUUGAUGAUUACCUGGAGUUGUUCCUACAGUUUGGCUAUGUGAGUCUUUUCUCAUGUGUUUAUCCACUGGCAGCUCUUUUUGCAGUGUUAAACAACAUCACAGAGAUAUACUCUGAUGCCUUAAAGAUGUGCAGAGUUUACAAGCGUCCAUUUGCAGAACCCACAGCAAAUAUUGGUGUUUGGCAGUUGGCCUUUGAAAGUAUGAGUGUAAUAUCAGUUGUUACUAAUUGUAUACUGAUUGGAAUGUCUCCAGAAGUGGAUGCCCUUUUCCCAGACUCAAAAGUGGACCUUGUUCUGACUGUGGCAUUGGUGGAGCACUUGCUACUAGCAAUAAAGUUUAUUAUGGCAUUUGUAAUUCCUGAUAAACCAAGAGAUAUCCAGAUGAAACUCGCCAAAUUGGAAUUUGAAUCUUUAGAGGCUCUCAAACAACAGCAAAUGCAGCUGGCGGCGGAGUCGCUGAAGGAGUAAACACGGAGGAAUGAGGAUGACUAAGGCGGUCACAAGCGAGGCGGAGCCAGCGUUUGCGGUCAUGGGUGGCGCUCGGGGUGCACCCUCCACCAUCGACUGAGUAGGUGGCACCUGCUUACAUGAAACUUGGUAAAUCAUCUUUGCCUGACACUGUAAAAACUGUAUUUUCCCCUGCUGUCUUUGUUUCUCGUACGCAAUUGCUUGUGAAGGUAACACCAAAUAAAGCACUCCAGCUUAUGCCAGGUCUGGAUAAAAUCUGCCAGACUCCCUGUGCUUUGAGUGAUUGAAAACAGAUCCUGUGAGGAAGCAUCCAGAAGCUCACUAGAAUUUUCAGCUGCAACUUUCUAAAGGGGAAAAAAAAGCAGACUAUUAUUUAAUUUACUCUCCCUUUAUGGUUCUUGCCCCUUUUGUUCCUUCAUUACAAUAGUUAAUCAAUCCUCUAUUAUUUCAAUAUUUGCUUAUUAGCUACUGCUUGUCCACAGCAAAUUAAUUUAAGUAUGUUAUACAUUUCAUAGGGAACAACAAUGUAUUUCAUAAUGUGAUCUGAGAAAUGGUUGAACAUAAAUGUUUAUAGAGUAUGUAUUAUAUACUCCUGUUUGCUAGGUCUCUAAAUAGGUCCUAGCUAAAAUCUUUCAAAAGCUAGGUAAAAAACAAAAAUAGUAGGGAACAGAUUGCUGAAGCAUAUUUAUUUUCUAACUUAUAUUGGAUUUUGGUAUCACUCCCCUGGAUUGUGAACUGCAGUAUUGUAUGAAUGGAUGUUCUGGUUAAAUGAACUAACAGUAAAUACUUCAAUUAAAGUUGAUACUUGAUACACCA